Molecule: messenger RNA, 4023 nt
Organism: Microbotryum saponariae
Lineage: Eukaryota; Fungi; Basidiomycota; Microbotryomycetes; Microbotryales; Microbotryaceae
Source: the annotation of a GenBank genome assembly
AUGAUCAAGCACACCAUCACCAGCUGGAACGUGAGGAGGUGCAUGGGGAUCCCGGAAAAGCGACGCAACAUUUACACCUAUUUAUCAACAUUCAAAGCAUCCGCCAUUCUACUACAAGAACACUUCAUCAAACCGGAACUCUGGCAAUGUAUCAAGGACGAGUACGAGGGCAAGGUCUUCAUCAGCAAACACUGUCUGACUCUGAUCCCCGCCGACUCGCCCCUGAUCGACGCCGAGAUUUUGCGCACCCACUCGGCACUCGACGGACGAAUCCUGGUCACCUCCUUUCGACUUCGAGGCGACAUCCGGAUACUCGAGAUCAACAACAUUUACGCACCAGUCGAUACAAAACAACGACUCACAUUCUUUGACAAACUACAUUUCCACAGGACGCAGAGCACCCACCUUCGACUCCUCGGCGGCGAUCUCAACGACUGCCCGCUGCCGGCGAUCGAUCGGCGGAACCAAGGUCGGCACGGCCAUCACUGGCCGAUCCUGAUCGGCAAGCUCGACUCGCCCUACACCGACUGCAUACGAUUCAAACACCCGCUCACACCAUCUUUCACUCGACCCAAUAUCGUCCGCAAGCGACCAAAGUCCUUUUCACGACUUGACUACUUCCUUCUGCAGCGCACCCACCAAAAGCGACUCGUCCAAGCCUCGACGAUCUACGACCACCCCAAGGACCUUUCGGAUCACCGACCGGUCUCGAUCGUCCUAGUUCUCUCGGACGAGCGAGGAGACGCGGCUCAACCCAACAACAGUUUACCAACGACAUCAAACCAAUUACAUCGUAUCAACGCGGCGACCUUCAAGACGGCGGAGUUCCAGGGGAUGUUGGAAGGAUGGUUGGAAGGAGCGAGUGGGGAGGAACCGGUGGGGGAGCUCGAGGUGGUGCUGGGGAACUGCGCGAAGGAGGGUCGGGAGCUGGCGAGGAGGGAGCAUCGGGAGCGGGUGGAGCGGAUGGCGGUCUUGGUGGGAAGGGUGCAGGAUCUGGAGGCGUUGCCGGUGAUGGGGGACGAGGAGACGGCCGAAUGGACGCGGACGACGGAGGAACUUAGGCGAGCGGUCAACGAGCGCGCGCGCCAACUUCGGAUCCGAGCCCACGUACCCGAAAUCGCUACCGAGGAACGACUGUCGCGGCCGGUCCACGCCAAGCUCGCGGCACGGAGUUCGGAUUCCAAGAUCACAGCACUGCGAUUGCCCAACGGAGAGCUGACACAUGACAUUGACGUCGCGCUUGACCACACACAGGCGCACUUUCAGCGCCUCUACGAUCUCGAGCCGCGCGAUCGGGACCACGUCGAGCGACUUAGGGACGAUUUCUUGGCGCCGAUCAGGUCGGCGCGCACUUGCGAUGACCCGAGCUCGGACCCGCUCUUUCUGCGACGACUCUCGGAAGCGCACAUCGAGCUGCUGCAGCAACCCAUCACCGAGGACGAGGUCGUAGCCGCAAUCGCAACAACACACCCCGGUCGAUCGCCGGGUCCAUCUGGCGUGCCCUACGAGCUCUAUCACACAGCGCCGCGGGCGUGGGCCAAGGCGCUGAGCAGGGCCUUCAACGCGAUGACCGAGCGCGGCUCGCUUUCACCGAAGCAGGGGCAAGGACUCGCUCGCCUGCUCUUCAAGCACCACAAGAUCGGGGCCGAUCGCGCCGAGCUCUCGUCGUACCGGCCCAUCACCUUGCGCGAGUGCGACUACAAGCUCUUCACCAAGGUCUACGUUGCGCGACUCAACCACGUGCUGCCGGACCUGCUCCCACCGCAACAGCACGGCUUCGUCAAGGGCCGCCGAUCGGCGGACGCGUCAUUCCACCUGCGACUCUUGAUCGAGGAGCUGGGCGCGCGCGGCACCGAGUUCCCUGACGCGGCGCUCUUGUCUCUUGACCAAUCGUCGGCUUACGACCUCGUCGAGCACGAAUGGAUCUUCGCCAUCUUCGACGCUCUCGGCGCUCCUGCCGCCUUCCAACGCGUUCUGAGGAUGCUCUACUCGGGUGACUCAACCACGGCGCGAUAUAUCAUCAACGGCUUCUUGACUCCGCCGGUGCGGCUGACGUGUGGGCUCGGCCAAGGGGACCCGGCGUCGUCGUCGGUCUGGGAUGUCGUGUUCCAGCCGUUCCUGGAUGCUCUGCACCGUCGAGGCAUCGCGCUGAACCUCUCGCUUCCUACCAUUCACCCCUACCCACAGAGCCGCGCCAUUACAUCCCUUGCGUUUGCCGAUGACGUCGUCGUCGCCGUCGCGGGCUCGGAGUCACUCAACUUGCUCGACGACCUGGCGCUCGACUGGAGGCAUGCAACGAAUGGCCGGCUCAACACGGACAAGACGGUCGUCCUACCGAUUGGACGUCGCUGGGACCCUGGGGAACGGCCAAUCGUCGUCAAGGCCGCAGGCGAGUCGCUCGAGUGGAUCGGCCUCCCCUUCGACCCCAGCGGCGACACCGAACUCGCCUACGCGAAUCUCAUCGAACGGCUCGAGGCGACGCUGGAAGCGGUUCAGCAUCGCUGGCUCACGCACCACACCCGUGCCUUUUACGUCAAUCGGUACGCCAUUCCCAAGAUCCUGCAUUUCCUUGCAGCCGACAUCCCGCCGCCCGAAGUCGUCAAGAAGCUCGAUGACAUGCUCGUCGAUUUCGUCCGUGGGGGCAAGGGCAGGACCAGCUACGGCAGAGACAUUGUGUUCACCGCCAAGAACAAGGGGGGACUCGGGGUGAUAAGGAUGCGGGACGUUGUGGACGCGGUUGCGGCACGGCUCUGGGACGUUCUUCUCGGCGGUUCCGGCGCGAUUUGGCAAGGACUUGCGCGCGCAUCACUCCAGCGAGCUCAGCCCGACCUCGACCUGGCCACCGAUCUCUGGCCACAUCCAUCCACUCCCAUCCCCAACGACCUUCAUCCCCGAUGGCACGCCGCACUGGGCGUUCCGAAACUUCACGACGCGCAGGUCAACCCGAGGGCCUUGACCACCGCGAACUUGCUCGCGCUGCCCACCCUGCUCGGCAGCCUCCACACCCCCAUCAGAGGGAGACAGACCAUCGACGCGGUUCAUGUACCUGACUACCUUCGUCUCCAGGGCUACCCGAAGGUGGCGGAUCUCUAUCGACGCGAGUUGUAUGCGGGUGGGGGGUUUCACCUCUGGACGCCGCCGGCGGAUGUGCUCGGCGACAACAGCGAGUACGAUCGACGCGGGCUCCCGCAGCGACUGGCAAUCGCGGCCUGGUACCGGUUCACUGUCGAUCGACACAAGAACACCCCCUUGGCGGCGGCGGUGGCGGCGGGACGACUCAACGUGCCUCCCCGGAUCGGCACCAGCGCACCACUCGAGGCGAUCAUCCCCAAGCCCGUGGCCCGCUUCGCAAUGGAGCAGCGCCUUCCGGACCCGGUGCUUCCACAACAGGCGAGCCAGUAUACGCUGCUGAACAUGGCUCGCCCCUACACAGUCCGUCGCAUCCGCCGGGUCCUGAACGCGAAGGCAUUUACCAACAUGCUCGGGCUCAAGGGACCACCGCAGCCGGACGACCUCAGGAGCUUCUGGAAGGCAGUCAACUCGAAGGCACUGACGGCGAGGGAGAGGGAAGUUUGGUUCAAGCUGAUCCUCCGCUUCACCCCGACGCGCAAACUCCAGCACGAGCAAAAGCACGACACUUCUCCCGCGUGCCUCGUGUGCGAAGCGCCGGUGGACGACACCGAUCACUACUUCUUCGGCUGCGUCGACUCGCGGAACAUCUGGACCGCGGCAAGGGGCGUGCUCUGCGACGCGCUCGGAUGCGACACGAUCGAGGACGCCGAGUACACGACACUACAACGACUCUUUGGCCUCCCCAAGCUCAAGGCCAAGCUCAGCGAACAGGAAGGCGCAGGCAGGACGAUCGAGAUCUUCACGGGGAUGGUCUUGGAGAUGAUCAGCAGUGGGAGAUGGAGGAUGCAGAAGCACGGGACGAGGAUGGAAAGCCUGGAGCGGAGGAGGGUGGUACUGGAGGAGAGGAUGAAGUUGAGGGCGGGGGGAGCAAGGGGCGGGCGAGGGCAGUAG